AUGACCACAACUGAUGGCAAAAAGUCCGUCUCUUCGGUGAACUACGAACGCUUGGAGGCUCUGAAGGAGCGCUACCUGAGCCGAGUGCCUCGAUUGUUCCCCGGUGGCGCCAGUCAUCCCAACAACAUCAAGACGGAAAAGGAGGAGGAGGAAAAGAGCCUGGUGGAGUGCAUCCUCAGUCUGCAGUCGGCGAAGGAGCGGGAGAACAAGCGCAUCAGCGAGGAGAUCCACCAGCUCCUUUCGAAGCCCACCGCCAAGGAGCUCUCUCUGGUGGAGCAAUUUCGCUCUGCGGCAGGCAGUCACGUGCAGGAGUUCUGCCAGCACGGCACCCGANAGCUCCUUUCGAAGCCCACCGCCAAGGAGCUCUCUCUGGUGGAGCAAUUUCGCUCUGCGGCAGGCAGUCACGUGCAGGAGUUCUGCCAGCACGGCACCCGAGAAGACUGCCGCAGGGUAAAGCUGCAAAAGAUGAGGCGAAGCAGUGGUUCAGCUAGUGCUCAGCCGCCUAACCUUGAGCCCUGUCCGAAGUUGCACUUUGUGAAGAUCAUUCAGAAGCACACGGACGAGUCGCUGGGAGACUGCUCCUUCCUCAACACCUGCUUCCACAUGGAGUCCUGCAAGUACGUCCACUACAGGGUCGAGGUGCGGCCGAAGAAGACUACUGGAACACAGUCACCGACGAUGACGGCCACAGCCAGUGCCGUACCGCUGGCCAAGACGCUCGCCUCGGCCACCGAGCAGCCCUUCAAGCGGGUCCUCUUUCCGCCGCAGUGGAUCAAGUGCGACCUGCGGUACUUUGACAUGAGCAUCCUCGGCAAAUUCGCCAUCAUCAUGGCCGACCCUCCCUGGGACAUUCACAUGGAGCUGCCCUACGGGACCAUGUCCGACGACGAGAUGCGCAAGCUGAACAUUCCCUCCCUCCAGGACGAGGGCAUCAUCUUCCUGUGGGUGACGGGGCGGGCGAUGGAGCUCGGCCGCGAGUGCCUCCAGCUGUGGGGCUACGAGCGCUGCGAUGAGCUGAUCUGGGUGAAGACCAAUCAACUGCAGCGGAUCAUCCGCACCGGGCGCACCGGCCACUGGAUCAACCACGGCAAGGAGCACUGCCUGGUGGGCGUCAAGGGGCGGCCGAAGAACCUCAACCGAGGCCUGGACUGCGACGUCAUCGUCGCGGAGGUGCGCGCCACCAGCCACAAGCCGGACGAGGUGUACGGCAUCAUUGAGCGCCUGUCGCCGGGCACGCGGAAGAUUGAGCUCUUUGGGCGGCAGCACAAUACGCAGCCGAACUGGGUGACACUGGGCAACCAGUUGACCGGCCUGGAGAUUGUCGAUCCGGCGCUGGUGGAGCAGUACAAGCGACUUUACCCGGAGGAUGCGAGGAAGUUUGGCGUUCUCUGA
Molecule: messenger RNA, 1392 nt
Organism: Rhagoletis zephyria (snowberry fruit fly)
Lineage: Eukaryota; Metazoa; Arthropoda; Insecta; Diptera; Tephritidae
Source: RefSeq, a predicted model, not a curated record